Molecule: messenger RNA, 714 nt
Organism: Stegodyphus dumicola
Lineage: Eukaryota; Metazoa; Arthropoda; Arachnida; Araneae; Eresidae
Biological process (GO): deoxyribonucleotide biosynthetic process
Cellular component (GO): cytosol
Molecular function (GO): ribonucleoside-diphosphate reductase activity, thioredoxin disulfide as acceptor
Source: RefSeq, a predicted model, not a curated record
AUGAUGUUGUGGGGAGACGAAAACGAAGGUUAUACAACGCGUGCAAAUCGUUGCAAGCUUAGCCAAAGCCUCGACCUCGUGGGACCAUUGCACUUCGAUUUGGCCACUCAACCGAAAUUGUUAGUCAACGGGGUUAAUGUACGCAUUAAACUGGAAAGGCAUAAAGAUGUUUUCACUUUGAUGUCGGCAAACGACAAUUAUAAAAUUAGAAUUCAGCUAGCAAAACUAUACGUGAGAAAAGUCAGCGUGGCUCCCUCCAUCCUAAUAGCACACGAAAAGGCUUUAGAAAAAGGAGUUAUUAAGAUGCCCAUUCGUAGGAUUGACAUAAAAAGUUUUGCAAUAUCGAGCGGUUUGCAAUCGACAACUAUAGCAAACGCUUUUAUUGGUCAGCUACCCACACGUCUCAUUCUAGGUUUUGUAUCUAAUGCCGCCUAUAAUGGAAGCAUCAACAGAAAUCCUUUUAAAUUUCAUCACUAUAACCUAAACUACCUAUGCAUAUUAAAUGGGGGACAGAUGAUACCUUCCAAACCCUAUCAGCCCAAUUUCGAAAAAACAUUUUAUGGGCGAAGUUAUUUAAGCAUCUUUACAGAUUUAAAUCGAUAUCAUUCAAGCCCCAACAUUAAUAUCUCCUUUGAUGAAUACAAAGAUGGGUAUACAUUAUAUGCCGUUGAUUUGACUCCAGAUAUGGCAUCUAAUGAAAGCCAAGCCACGUAA